AUGGUGCUCGGCGACAACCCCGCCGCAAAGAUCCAGGGUCUUGACAGACUGGAGACACACUUGCAGACCUGCGACCCCUUCUCGCUCCAGCAGCUGUACGCCCUGCUCGCCAACAGCGUCGAGUGCGCGCAGUUGCAGAAGGGCCCUUGCGAGCGCAUGGCGUGGAUGGCGCUUCGGUGCGUCGUCAAGCACAAG
Molecule: messenger RNA, 195 nt
Organism: Prorocentrum cordatum
Lineage: Eukaryota; Dinophyceae; Prorocentrales; Prorocentraceae
Source: the annotation of a GenBank genome assembly